Populus nigra (black poplar) is the source of this 876-nucleotide messenger RNA. RefSeq names its product casparian strip membrane protein 3. Lineage: Eukaryota; Viridiplantae; Streptophyta; Magnoliopsida; Malpighiales; Salicaceae. The transcript is spliced from 3 exons. The record is from RefSeq and is a predicted model, not a curated record. Bases 97 to 690 code for a protein of 197 amino acids.
ACGGCCUAUUCCAUCACAAGCUUUUGAGUCUGUAUCCAGUUUAGCCAUUCUCAUCACAGGCUUGAAAUCUCUCCUCUCUCUGUCCUUCAAGCUAAAAUGUCAGCUAGAGUUGAUAUUCCUGCUGAUACAAGCGCUGCUGCUAAAGGAACAGCACCUCUAAUAGCAGCUUCCACCCAUGUAAAGGGAGGAUACAAGAAGGGGCUUGCUAUCUUCGACUUCGUUCUGAGGUUAGGUGCUGUGGUGACUGCUCUAGCUGCCGCUGCCACCAUGGGAACUACUGACCAGACCCUUCCCUUCUUCACUCAGUUCUUCCAAUUCCAAGCAAGCUAUGAUGAUCUUCCCACCUUUCAGUUCUUUGUGAUUGCAAUGGCAAUAGUUUCUGGCUAUCUAGUCCUUUCCCUUCCGUUCUCCAUUGUCGCCAUUGUUCGUCCACACGCCUCUGGACCAAGGCUCCUCCUCAUUAUUUUGGACACUGUCGCCCUAACUCUAAACACGGCUGCCGCAGCGGCUGCUGUCGCCAUAGUCAACUUAGCUCAAAAUGGCAACUCAAGUGCAAAUUGGCUUGGUAUCUGCCAACAAUUUGAUGAUUUUUGCCAGAAAGCCAGCGGGGCUGUGGUGGCCUCCUUCAUUGCAGCUGGUGUGCUCUUGUUUUUAAUUGUGAUUUCUGCUUUAGCUCUCCGAAAGCGUUGACAGAUCAAGAGCUACUGAUCCCGUUUUCUUGACUUUGCUUCUGGCCUGUUAUGAUCACGAUGAUGAUUGACUGAUGAACCUUUCUUCUCUCUAUAUUUUUAUUUUCUGGAUAUUUGAUGAAAUUGUAUGAACUUUUUAUUGUAUUGGGACAAUCUGAAAUGAAAAAGAUCAUUCUGUUCUGUGUCA